GAUGGGGGUGGGUCGAGGCGCGGCUCCGACAAGAUCAGGUCGGCGGCUGCUACCGCGAAGGUGGCUAGAGAACGGUCGAGCUUCUGCGACCCGGGGCGGAGCUCUGCGAUCCAAGUGCCCUGCUCGCCAAGCGAGGUGGGCGGGCGGCUCGGGACCAUGGCCAGGGCCGGCAUGGAGCGGUGGCGUCACCGCCUGGCACUGGUGACGGGAGCCUCGGGGGGCAUCGGCGCAGCCGUGGCCCGGGCCCUUGUCCAGCAAGGACUGAAGGUGGUGGGUUGUGCCCGCACCGUGGGCAACAUCGAGGAGCUGGCUGCUGAAUGUAAGAGUGCAGGCUAUCCUGGGACUUUGAUCCCCUACAGAUGUGACCUGUCAAGUGAGGAGGACAUCCUUUCCAUGUUCUCGGCUGUCCGCUCUCAGCACAAUGGUGUGGACAUCUGCAUCAACAAUGCCGGCUUGGCCCGGCCUGACACCCUGCUGUCAGGCAGCACCAGCGGCUGGAAGGACAUGUUCAACGUGAACGUGCUGGCCCUCAGCAUCUGCACACGGGAAGCCUACCAGUCCAUGAAGGAGCGGAAUGUGGACGAUGGACACAUCAUUAACAUCAACAGCAUGGCUGGCCACCGAGUGUCACCCAAUUCGGUGGUUCAUUUCUAUAGCGCAACCAAGUAUGCUGUCAGUGCGUUGACAGAGGGACUGAGGCAAGAGCUUCGGGAGGCUCAGACCCACAUCCGAGCCACGUGCAUCUCUCCGGGCGUGGUGGAGACACAAUUCGCCUUCAAACUCCUCAACAAUGACCCUGAGAAGGCAGCUGCCACCUAUGAACACAUGAAGUGUCUCAAACCUGAGGAUGUGGCUGAGGCUGUCAUCUACGUCCUCAGCACUCCCCCACAUGUCCAGAUUGGAGACAUCCAGAUGAGGCCCACGGAGCAGGUGACCUAGUGUCCUGUGGGGAGCUCCUCCUUCCCUCCCCACCCCUCACGGCUUGGCUCCUGCCUCUGGAUUUUAGGUGUUGCUUUCUGGAC
Molecule: messenger RNA, 1022 nt
Organism: Galeopterus variegatus (Sunda flying lemur)
Lineage: Eukaryota; Metazoa; Chordata; Mammalia; Dermoptera; Cynocephalidae
Gene: DHRS11
Product: dehydrogenase/reductase (SDR family) member 11
Exons: 7
Coding region: 157-939 (260 amino acids)
Molecular function (GO): oxidoreductase activity
Source: RefSeq, a predicted model, not a curated record